UCUUCAAACAAACACAGCCGAAGUAACGUGACAAACAAUUUGAGAAAUUGAACCCUGAAGCAGGCAGCAACAAUGGCGUCCCAACAGUGCGAUAAGCAAAGGGAAGAAAUCUUUCGACUCUUUGAUGAAAAACCUGGUUCUGGAUUGGGCUUUCUUGGCUUCCCUGAACCAUCCCUCCCGCCUCCACCGCCAUGCCUUGAAGUUCUUCCAUCCGAGGUUUCCCCAAAUAUAAGGAAUAAUAAUACUGUCGAAACUGUCGAUGUUGGCGGACUUACACUUCUCAAGGGGAGGGCGAGCACUCAGGAGGUAUUUUCUUUGGCCAAUUCAGAUUUGGUACCGGGAAAAUAUGAAGGAGGAUUGAAACUGUGGGAAGGGUCGCUAGAUUUAAUCACAUCACUUAAAUCUGAGUUGCAACAUGGGAAGCUAUCAUUUGAUGGAAAGCGAGUUCUAGAGCUUGGAUGUGGUCAUGGACUUCCUGGUAUAUUUGCUUGCCUAAAGGGUGCAGUGGCUGUGCAUUUCCAAGAUUUCAACGUAGAAGUUCUUCGGUGCCUAACAAUUCCCAAUGUUCUUGCCAAUGUUCAAAGGAAACCUGUGGAGGGUGGUCAGAUCAACACCAACACCCGUUUUUUUGCUGGUGACUGGAAUGAAGUGCAUAGUGUUAUCACAAGUGGAUCAAAAACCGAAAAUGACGAUAGAAAUCCUGAGUCCAAUCAGAUCGAUGGAUAUGACAUCAUUCUUAUGGCAGAGACCGUUUACUCCAUGUCUGCUUUGCCUAACUUAUAUAAUCUUAUAAUGAAGUGCCUGAGAAAUCCUAAAGGAGCUGUGUAUAUGGCGGCAAAGAAGUAUUAUUUUGGGGUGGGAGGCGGAUCGAGGCGAUUUCUGUCACUGGUUGAAAAGGAUGGCAUUCUUGCCUAUUCCCUCGUUGCAGAAGUUGCCGAUGGUUCAUCCAAUGUUCGAGAGGUUUGGAAGCUUCAUUUCAAAUGAUACUCUUGAAUCAAGUCUUGAAGGGCUUUGAGUCUAUUAUGUGUCCCGAG
Molecule: messenger RNA, 1034 nt
Organism: Andrographis paniculata
Lineage: Eukaryota; Viridiplantae; Streptophyta; Magnoliopsida; Lamiales; Acanthaceae
Exons: 8
Coding region: 73-984 (303 amino acids)
Source: RefSeq, a predicted model, not a curated record